Molecule: messenger RNA, 1465 nt
Organism: Prosopis cineraria
Lineage: Eukaryota; Viridiplantae; Streptophyta; Magnoliopsida; Fabales; Fabaceae
Product: protein DMR6-LIKE OXYGENASE 1-like
Exons: 3
Coding region: 149-1228 (359 amino acids)
Molecular function (GO): dioxygenase activity
Source: RefSeq, a predicted model, not a curated record
ACCGAUCGAUGAACCAUUUGUUCGUCACUAUAUUACAAACCCGUCCAGGUUCAGUGAAUAAUAUUUAUGGUCCUUCUUCUUCCCCUCUCUUAACCAGUCCAAGCAUCACUCAGAACAGAACCAUCCACCCCAACUUGAAGCAGAAGCCAUGGGAGAGGUAGACCCAGCUUUCAUUCAAGCACCAGAACACAGGCCUAAUCUCUCCCUCGUCGCCGAAACUCAAGGCAUUCCCGUCAUCGACCUGUCUUCAAUCCAUCGGCACUUGCAAAACGACACCGUUUCAGACCCGCCCGCCAUUGAAGGCGUCGUGAAAGAGAUCGGCAGAGCAUGCAGGGAGUGGGGAUUCUUCCAAGUCACCAAUCAUGGGGUUCCUCUGAAUCUCAGACACAGAAUCGAGGACGUUUCGAGAAAGUUUUUUUCGCAGAGUUUGGAGGAGAAGAGGAAGGUGGCCAGAGACCACACAAGUUUGCCUGGUUAUUACGAUUCAGAGCACACCAAAAAUGUCAGAGACUGGAAGGAGGGUAUUGAUUUUCUGGCUAAAGAACCAACCCUGGUCCCUAUUUCCGGUGAUGAAGACGAUGAUCGAACUACUCAGUGGACUAAUCGGUACCCUCAAUCCCCUCCGGACCUAAGAGAAACAGUUGUAGAGUAUGUGGAUGAGAUGGAAAAGCUAGCGUUUAAGUUGUUGGAGCUGAUAGCUCUGAGCUUGGGGUUGGAAACAAAGAAGUUUCAUGGCUAUUACCUGAAAGAUCAGAGCAGCUUUAUUCGAUUCAAUCACUAUCCUCCAUGCCCUUCCCCUGACCUGGCUCUUGGAGUUGGACGACACAAGGAUCCUGGUGCCCUAACCAUUCUCGCUCCAGAUGAAGUUGAAGGGUUGGAAGUAAGACGCAAAUCAGAUCAACAAUGGAUCAGGGUCAAACACAUCCCACAAGCUUUUAUCAUCAACAUUGGCGAUGUCUUUCAGGUUUGGAGCAAUGAUGAGUACGAGAGUGUGGAGCACAGGGUGAUUGUGAACACUGAGAAGGAAAGGUUUUCGAUUCCCUUCUUCUUCAACCCUGCGCAUUACACCAUAGUUGAGCCAAUGAAGGAGCUGAUUAACGAACAAAACCCUCCAAAAUACAAGCCCUAUAAUUUUGGCAAGUAUCUUGUGAACAGAAAGGACAGCAAUUUCCAGAAACGGGACGGGGAAAACCUUCAAAUUUCCCAUUUCAGGCUGCCUUCAAUAUAAUAUCAUGCCAGUAGGCUUCUCUAUGGCUUGACCAAUAAUGUGAGACCAAGUGAGUGCAUUUUCUUUUCUUUCUUUUUUUCUUUAAAAAAAAAUUGCGCUUAUUUGUAUGUGUUAUAUGGGGAAUGUAAAUUGGACUAAAUAAAAACGUCCAAGAAUAAUACAGUUUGUAAUGUUUCUUGCCAUAAAUUUAAAUUGUGUUUAAAAGAAGAAGAAGAAGAAGAAGAACUUGAUCCUUUA